GUGGACCCGGCUCGCCUGGGGUAGCGGGGUAGCCGCGCGUGCCAGUCCGGUGGAAAAGAGUGCCCAGGGGGCUAGCUGGGUCCCCAGCCAGAUCCGACGUCGACCCGGGAGUGGUGCGCUGCAUCUCAACGGGAUGUGCAGAUGGAGGCCGGAGGAGACACUGCUGCCCCAGCCCCCGGGGACGCAGAGGACUUGGAGGACACGCGGUUCCCCAGUGAGGAGGCUGCAGACGGUGGAGGGGUUCAUGAGGACCCGACAGAUUUCGGAGACCGGGACCAGGAGGAAACAGGAUCUGAGACCAAGGACCAGCCACCCACCCUGCUGUCACCUCUGCCCCAGUCAGAGUCCCCAUCAUGUACGUGUGGGCUCUGGGAUCCUGCCUCUGAGAAUAAUCCCAUGGGUGACCCUGAGAGUGGCUCUGGGGUCCAGGGCGGAGACCCCAGUGAUGAGGACUGGCGCAGCAAGCGGAAGCAUGUGUUUGUGCUGAGUGAGGCAGGCAAGCCCAUCUACUCAAGGUACGGUAGUGUGGAGGCGUUGUCGACUACCAUGGGUGUGAUGACAGCCCUCGUGUCCUUCGUGCAGAGUGCAGGGGAUGCCAUCCGUGCCAUCUAUGCUGAGGACCACAAGCUGGUGUUCCUACAGCAGGGCCCACUGCUGCUGGUGGCUGUGUCAAGGACUCCUCAGUCAGCAGCCCAGCUGCGGGGGGAGCUGCUAGCUGUGCACGCACAGAUCGUGAGCACACUGACGCGCGCUAGCGUGGCCCGCAUCUUCGCCCGUAAGCAGAACUACGACCUCCGCCGCCUGCUGGCUGGCUCGGAGCGCACACUCGACCGGCUUCUGGACAGUGUGGAGCGGGACCCAGGGGCCCUGCUCCUGGGUGCUGUGCGCUGUGUGCCCCUCGCUCGCCCACUGCGGGAAGCACUGGGGGCACUGCUCCGACGUUGCACAGCACCUGGCCUGGCACUGUCCGUGCUGGCGGUGGGUGGUCAACUGGUGACGGCAGCCCAGGAGCGGACUGUGCUGGCUGAGUGCCGGCUGGACCCAGCCGACCUGCAGUUGCUGCUCAACUGGGUCGGUGCACCCGCCUUUGCAGCAGGGGAGGCAUGGGCACCUGUGUGCCUGCCCCGCUUCAACCCAGAUGGUUUCUUCUACGCCUAUGUGGCCCGCCUGGACGCCAUGCCUGUCUGCCUGCUGCUGCUUGGCACCGACCCUGAGGCCUUCCAUGACAUGGCCACCUGCCGGCGCCUGGUGGAAGAUGGCAUGCACACCCUUGGUGUCAUGCGUACCCUUGGGGAGGCUGCCAGCUUCUCUAAUGCCCCAUCAGCCAGUGCCCCUUCCUAUAGUGUGCAGGCUGUGGGGGCACCUGGCCUCCGGCACUUCCUCUAUAAACCACUGGACAUUCCAGACCAGCACCGCCAGCUGCCUCAGUUUACCAGCCCUGAGCUUGAGGCUCCGUACAGCAGUGAGGACGAACGGCAGCGCCUGUCGGACCUAUACCACCGCCUGCAUGCGCGCCUCCAUAGUACCUCCCGGCCUCUGCGCCUCAUUUACCACGUGGCUGAGAAGGAGACGCUGCUGGCCUGGGUGACUUCCAAAUUUGAGCUCUAUACCUGCCUCAGCCCCCUGGUGACCAAGGCAGGUGCCAUCUUGGUAGUGACCAAACUCCUGCGCUGGGUGAAGAAAGAGGAGGAUCGGCUCUUCAUUCGUUACCCACCCAAGUACUCCACACCCCCAGCACCCUCAUCUGCCUCUACGGACCAAGCAUCCCAUAAUGGCCUAUUCACUGGACCUUGAGACACAGAACUCCUGGAUUGGGCAGUACUGGGAACGGCAAACUUUGGCUUUUACCUUCUGUCUCCACCCUAGAAAUGGGGCAGGUGGGAGAGAAAGGUGGGGUGGUUGAUAGUGUCUGUGGCUGGUUUCUCUCCCUGGGCAAUGGGGCAAGAUCUGAGGGCUUGCUUGCCCAUGAAUGAGAGAUGGGGGGCAGCAUGAUUGCACACAGGUGAGCUGACUACUUCCCCAGCCCCUCAUGCAUUUCCACCUCUGGAGAAAUCCUUAGGCCUCUUCCCUUCCCUCUGUCUCACUUCCUCCACUUGGAUGAUUUUCCAGCCUCUGUCAGGGGCUUUCUCCUGCAAUCCUGGGCAACACACCCUCCAUCCUCCAUCUGGAGUCGGCUUCCUCAGUGGGCUCUUAGCCUCGAGUCUCCAGGGCUGGCCAGUCUGUUUUGGUGGUCCAUGGGGGGAUUCUGGAAUUGGGAAUGCAGGGCCAGCCUGUGCUGGAACUGGCCUGAGGAUACUUAAAAAAAAAAAAAAAAAGAAGGAAAAGGUCUAAACUAUUCCCCACAAGGACAUUCCUUUGCCCUUCAUGUACUUCAUCUUUACCCCGUCAAAAAUGACCCAUCAAUGUUGGCUGCUGCUAAUGUUAAUGAGAAAGGCGGCCCCCACGGUGUACCUGUCUGUGUAACCCAGGGCAAAGCCCCUGUCUGCACGUGGUAGCUGAGUUCCAGAGUUGAUACAAAGGAGGUGCACUUAGCUUCCAAGGCUUGUUCUGCUCAUUCAUGAAAUGGAGAUAACUAACUUCUCACUGGUUGUUAAGUGAGGAUUUGUGAACGAUAAGGGACUCAAACUCUUGUGUAACACAGCAUAACACAUGCACAUUUGUCCCAGGCUCAUAACCUGCACUACACAAGCAGCAACCUGGAGAGGGAGAGACCUCCCUAGAGUUGGUAAAAGUACUCACAACACUCAUUCCCCAACCCACUAAGACCAUAGUUCUGCCCUUGUUUUCUCUAAACUGGAGUUCCAGGCACAAGUCGUAACUGAGUGCUAGGCUGGCCGAAACCCCAUUGCUGUCAUUCUGGUCAGUUGAGCAGGCACGCCCUGUGCGCAUGCGCACUGCAGAGUCCUGCUCUCGCCUGGUUUUUUUUCCCCAACCGGUUGUCAAAAACGCAUGCGCCAAAUUUCUGCGUUGGAAAAUGGCGGCGAAGGGGGAGCCGCUGGAAGUCUUGGAGGAGGCUGAGGAGGGUGAAGGUAAUCAGGGUGAGCUGGCCUCUGUCCCAUUCUGAUAAAGAUAUCGAUAGCAGUACUUCAACAGCAAAAAAAUUAAGCCUUUGAUAAAGUACUCUUUAGUAAUGGGAAGGUGAAUAACAUGCAUAUUCUCACCUAGAUUCACUCUUGUCAGCUUUAUUGGACAUACUGCCUAGUAUUUUAAAGUAAACAAUGCUUCAGUAUACAUCUUGUCAACGAAUGGAGGUGGACCUCACAAAAAACACUCUGCUACUGCCACGUCUGAGAAAAUGAACAAUAAUUCCCCAAUAUCGUGACACCCAGCACAGUCACACUGGCCUCUAAUUGGCGACGGCCACGCCCACAGACAGCUCUUCUCCGGGCUUGUGAUACUGACACCCACACCCCAGUGAGAGGGGCGAAGCUGCCUACAGACAAGUGGGAAAUGCAGUCUAGACAAGCAAACCUCCCGACAGUGAUCCGCUACAGUGCCACUAGCAUUUUUUUUAACAAGGAAUUUUCAAAACGUACCAAAAGAGAAAAUAGCAUGGUGAAUGCUCAUGUACCCAUCACUGUUCAACAGCUGUCAAGGUUUCGCCCUUUCAUCUAUACCCCCUUUCUGCAGUCUUCAGACCGCUAUAUUAAUAAACAUGAUUGCAUUUUAUCCGGACCUAUCUAUGCAGACAUCAAUAAUAGUGAUUAUUGUUUAUUGUCCUGGGAUGUGAGCUCCAUGAGAACCAUUUAUUGCUGUUCCCCCAGUGCCCAAACUGCCUGCUUGGCAUAUAGUAGGUGCUCAAUAAUUUUGUUUAUUAUAUGAAUAAUGAAAUAACUAACAUGGGGAGCUCUCUUAGAUUAGGGCCACACACUGAAUGCCAGCUUUCAACAAAGGUCGGACAAAGAUGACACAUGCAAAUAGAUCUCAUUUAUUAAGCACUUACUAUAUCUGCCAGAGUGCUAAAAACCUUUUAGUAUCAAUCUUUCAAAUUUGUCAAAAUUGAAGUUAUUAACUUGAUCAGCAAGGGAGAAAUUUUAAAAGCAUAUUAAGUUACCAUUCCUAACCACUAAAUUGGCUUUAUAAAGGGAGGGAUAAUGUCUAAUAUUGAUUACUCUGAGGGAAAAGGUCAUCACUUGUCUCACUUGAAGAGCUGACUAGUAAAGGCUUUGCUAGAGGCAGUUGACAGAACAUUUUUAGCAUCCUAAAGUGCUAUUUCAUAUCUUCAGUCACUGCUUAGUAAUCAGGAGAAUUCAGAGAUGUGCGGACCAGAAGUCAUCAGAAUGUUAUUGAUGGAAGCAAAACACAAGGAGCAAUUAUGGAAGUGGCUAAACGGGUAUAAUGCAUAUUGUGCAAUGCCUCUGUGGUGGACCUUAAUUUUUUAAGCUUCAGGAAAAAAUAAUUAAAUUCCAAUUUAAUUUAAAGUAGUUAAAAAAUAAUUUUAAAAGGAUAAGGUCAUGAUUUAUUGACACAGAAUGAACUCCAAAAAGAUAUUUUUAUGAGGAAAAAAGCAAGUUUGAAUUUUGAAAAUAAAGUAAGGGCAAUGUCAACUGUAGCCCUUCGUGGAUUGCACACAAAAAAAUCUGAAGGUGAAAGGCUCAACUGGUGACUCUUAACAAGGGACUUGGGUCUUGGGGACUGUGCAAGUGGGUGCAUUUUUGUUUGUUUUAUUUUUCUUUUAGGAAAAUGUAAGUAGUACUAUAUAAUUUUAAAGUAUGAGAAAAAAUUUGAAUGGCAUCCGGGGGUCAUAUAUUAAUAUUGAUUAAUAUUAACAUCUUUGUUUGGGUGGUUAUACUGUAUACCUGGUAGGUUCCCCUUGUAUAGAGGAAAUGUACACUAGACAUUAAGGAAUAAUGGGCCAUGAUGCCUGCAAUUUAUGGUACAGAAAUGCUCGUGAAUGGGAAAUCUGAUACAAGGGCAAAUAGGAGCAUUGUAGUCAAUUUCUACAACUUUUAUGUACAUCUGAAGUCAUUUCAAAAUAAAAUGUU
Molossus molossus (Pallas's mastiff bat) is the source of this 4985-nucleotide messenger RNA. RefSeq names its product MON1 homolog B, secretory trafficking associated (gene MON1B). The coding region runs from base 142 to 1794 and encodes 550 amino acids. The record is from RefSeq and is a predicted model, not a curated record. NCBI's taxonomy places the organism in Eukaryota, Metazoa, Chordata, Mammalia, Chiroptera, Molossidae. Gene Ontology annotation, biological process: vesicle-mediated transport; protein targeting to vacuole. The transcript is spliced from 6 exons.